Molecule: messenger RNA, 2550 nt
Organism: Haemonchus placei
Lineage: Eukaryota; Metazoa; Nematoda; Chromadorea; Rhabditida; Trichostrongylidae
Source: the annotation of a GenBank genome assembly
AUGGUUAGCGUUGUCCUGUCAGUGGUGAAAUGGGAGAAAUUAGCAAAGGCCUCACGCGGCCGUAAAAUGAAAAGUCCUGGCGUGUUGGCGGACAGUGGCACGGCGCCACUGAAACGCGGCGCCAGUCAGACGCCAUCACCAGCCCCGCUGAAGACGUCACGAAUUGAGCCCGACCCUACGGUGUUUCGCAAUGGUAUUAUCGGUAUUGCAAAGUCGGAUACGUCUGCUACAUGCACCCCAAGUCUACCGAUUGGUGUGGUGACACCACCGGGUGCAACAAAUCAAACACCACAUACGCCAUUGUCAGCGGAUUCAAAACCACACACCACUUCUGCAGAAUCCACACAUCCAUCCGAUCCCGGUCAUCGGGCCUCUUCGGCGACACCGUCGGGCAGUGCUGGUAGCGCUGUCAGUGGCAGUAUCAGUGGUGGAGGCAUUGGUGUCGGUAUCAACCCGUCAUCGUCGUUGUUCGUGAACACCUCGACAACAUCGCUCCUUACCCAAGCCGGUCUACUGUCACAUCAACUGGCAGCCAGCCAACAACUUGGCCUCGAUCCGCUCCGACUUCUGCACAAUCCGCAAUUGGCCGCAAGUCUGUCCGCUGCGGCUGCUGCUGGAAAUCCCUUCCUAUCGUCCAAUACCGCCGGUGCGACGAUUCCAUUGUUGCAUAUGCUUCAGCAGCAACAGCAACAACAGCAACAACAACAACAGCAGCAACAACAACAGCAGCAACAACAACAGCAGCAGCAACAACAACAGCAAGCCCUACAGCUUCAACAAGCCGCUUUGGCUGCCGCAGCUGUCAGCGGAAAUCCAGUACUGCCUCCGACGGGUUUGGGUCCAGCCAGUGCUUCGGCUUUGCCAUUUCCGGCAAACGCUGCCCUUGGUCCACAACUGGCCGGUGCUGCUCUGCUUGGGCGACCAAUUGUGCCACCAGCUUCAUCGCUUCUACCGAGGAAACCUGGCCGAUGGUGUGGAAUGCAUGUGAAGAUUGCGCAUGACAUUGCUGCAUACCGACAAUCACAACAACAAAAAGACAAGCAAAUCGCCGCCGUGGCUCAAGCCGAGCAACGAGUUCGUGCCGCCACCGUGCAAGCACCUCCAUCUGUGGCCAGCACCUCACAAGCUCCAUCGUUACCAACCGGAGUCGAUACGACCAGUGUAGCUGCUCAAAUGCAAGCCAUGCAGCAGGCAGCAUUGUCGGCGGCUCGAGGUGCUGCCCCACAACCACCCCACUGUCUACCGUCAACGUCGUCUGCAACAGCUCCUGCUGGGUACCCGACGUUGGCCGGAUUACCUCCCCAAGCACUGCAAAGUCUGGCGUUGUCCGGUAAUCCACAAAUGCUUUCGGUGUUGCAAGAAGCCCGACGAGUUGCUGCAGCCACUCCAAAACCUCCGCAAACGCAGAUAACCCCACAACGGCCGCCGUCAGCAAUGCCACGUCCUCCACAGCAACCGACCGGUUUGACGUUACCACCCGGUCUGGCUACCCUCGGUGCUAGUGGACUGUCAUUAGCGGCUCCUGCUCCUGCAGCCGGCUCCUUGACGAACGGCACUAGCGACGCGGCAGCUGCCCAGCAAGCGAUGUUACAGGCGAUCAUGCAACAAAUGCAGCAACAACAUCAACAACAGCUUCUACAACAACAACAACAGCAGCAAGCUGCAGCGGCCGCUGCAGCUGCCGCUCAGGCACAAGCUCAGGCCCAGGCUCAACGAGAGCGAGAACAACGGGAAUUGCAAGCACAGCAACAACAACAAGCUCAGCAGUUCCAACAACAACAGGCAGCCCAACUUGCACGGAAUCAACCGCCGGCGUCUAGCCUACCUCCAGGAUUAAGCGGCGCUACCGGACACAUGCUUUUGAAUCAGGCUCAAUUGUUACAAUUCCAAAUGCUUCAACAACUCGACCCCGGAAGAGCAGCGGCGUUUGCUACAGCCCUCCAGCAACAUGCUCAGGCUCAAGUCCAGGCACAAGCUCAGCAACCCGGUCAGCCAUCUCAACUCGAUCUCGGCAUCUAUCGUGCCCACAUGGAACAACAGCAACAACAACAACAACAACAGAGCCUACUGCUGGCUCAUGCUCAGGCUCAGGCGCAAGCCCAAGCUCAGGCACAGCAACAACAAGCCGUCCAGGCCCAGGCUCAGCAACAACAUACUGUCGAUCCCCGUGAAGCACUCCUGCGGUUGUAUAGUCAAACGUCGGCGGCUGGACGAGGUGGUAUUGAGGCUCUGUUGAGCGCUCAACAGGCUGCGGCUGCUGCAGCGCAACAACAGCAGCAACAACAGCAACAACAACAGCAACAGCAACAACGUCUUCCGCCCGGUUUCCCGGCCAGUGCCGGUGCCUUACCCCCAGGACUGGCCGGUCUGGCAGCUGCCCAGCAAGCCUCGUUGGGUGCAACGCCGACGUCGCAGUCGCCGUUGUUCAAUCCGGCACUGUUGGGAUUGCAAGGACUCGGUGCACAGUACGCGAAGCCGUUCUCGGCCGGCCUCCAACAACUCGGUCAGAUCAAGCGUGACGGAAAUGACGUCAUUCCAAAUGGUCGGUAG